Molecule: messenger RNA, 1057 nt
Organism: Drosophila subobscura
Lineage: Eukaryota; Metazoa; Arthropoda; Insecta; Diptera; Drosophilidae
Exons: 2
Coding region: 73-1020 (315 amino acids)
Source: RefSeq, a predicted model, not a curated record
UGUUUUGAUUGGAAAUAAAUUCUCCAUCCGUUUGGCUUAUCAAAUUCUGUCUGUAAAUUGUGCUCGACUGCCAUGCGCCUUAUAUUUUGGUAUCUAUUGGUGUACAGCACCUUGGAGAGUGUCUAUGCAAAGGGUACGGACCAGCAGAAGUUGGGCUUCCAAAAUGCCUACGACAAGGUUAUUCGGGACAUGAUCAAGAACUGGGAGUCCCCCAUUGCAUACUUGGAAAGUGUGGGCUGCAUAACAGACGAAUUCAAAGACACAUCGGUAAUCAAGCCCGGUCUAGAUGCCAUAAAGGAUUACAUGGAGACCAAGAAACGGCAUAGGAAAAUGAAACGCUAUGGAAAUCUAUUCAGCAACAAACCGCGAGAGACGCAUGCGAUGAACCAAUUGGACAUAAUGCUGGACAAGAUAAAGCCAAAGGAUGUUCGCAGCAUAAACAGCAAUCAUAGUUUUGGGAUAUAUCCCAAUAUCGCACAUCUGAUGGCCACUCAAGACGAACAGGAGCGACAGCUGUUGGAGAUGAAGCAACGCUGGCUGCCGUUGCCCGUGAGUCGGUUGAAGCAAGAACAGGCAGAGACUGCACCAAAGCCGCCAGUCCGUAGAUUCGACACAAUGCUGAAGCAGAUGAUGAUGCAGGCAAGUCCUCAAAUGAAACAGAAGGAACAAGCGCACACCUUUGAGUCGAAGCCAAACGCCGAAGAUGGGCCGCAACUAACACCAAAGCUAAAGAGUGGCAGUGCGUACGGAGCGGAGAGCAUUCCCAAUCUACUGGCAGUUGACAAACUCGACACGAACCUGGGCCAAUCCAGUCGAGCGGAGGAGGAGGCAGUGGCCGGCACCCAAUCGAAGGAUGUGGAGGCGCCCAGCUAUCUGAAUUGGGAUAUUGAGAAGAAACAAUUCAACCAAUACUCGCCCGUUGCCAAGGAGGCCUAUGUGAACAAGCUGGUCAAAAUGUUUGUGGAGAAGGACAAGCAGCGGGAGCACCAACGCAAAUUGUACACCGCCUCACCGCCCUAACAGAACCCCAAAAAUCGUUCUCUCAUAUUUGUUUGUU